CUGGCUCACUUGACCCUGGUUUGGAGGCUAGUCAGUCGGCUUGUUCAGCGCUGACUAGUGUAGCCUGUCAACAACACUGCAACCUGAGACGGGAUAGCCUUAAACCAGCUAAGUUAGCUAUUCUGUUAGCCCUCGUACUAACCAACUGUCACGACUCGUAAUUGUUCCUCUAAAUGGGAAAGAUGUGUAGUGUUUGAAGUUGUUUCGACAAAGGAAGAAGCAAAACUGACUUUCUCGUUUGGCUUCUUCAACUCCUUCCCCCUGUGUGAUAUGAAAUCGCUGCUCGGUUACAAGAGAAACCAGAACUCCACAGCAGACGGCGGACAUCUGGUCAGGUGCUGUUGAAGAGGCUGGCUGCUAAGGUAGAAGUUCCAACUGGGGAGGUAGGGAGAUCAGUAGUGGGACGACGGCGGCUUCACCUGAGCCCACUGACUGACUCCAACAAUAUGAGCCUCAUCGAGUUCCCUUCCAUUAACCAGUCCCAUAUCAUCUCUCCAGAACCUAACAAACCAAUCCCAGGCCCCAAGCCACGGCUCACUCCCAAACCUUUUGCUGUGGAAAGAAACCCCACUAUUAAGCCCAUAGUUGCUCCUAAGCCCCAAACCAAGCCUCGACCAGAGUCCACUCGCCUUGCUGGAUAUAAACCAGAGCAUUCGUUCAGUCCAACAUCACAGGAACCAGUUGCCACAAGCAAACCCAGCCCAGUGUCAAUUAACCCCAACCGACCAUGCCCUACCAUUUUUAAAACACCUGGUAAGUUGAACACCGGACAAACAACCAAGCCAGUAGUCCAGCCGUUUAAACCAGCCCCUCCUCUUGAACCUGGAGACCCUAGCAAACCCGUUCCCCCCAUAACAGCAGUGAGGAAGAAACCUGGCUCAUCAAACUUGGCCUAUUCCAAGAGCCUUAAACAACUUCCAGCAGCAGAUGGGUCUGGAAUCACUAAAACCAAAGAUGAAACAAAGCGGAUGACAUCCAGCAGAGGUGGGACCUCCAUUACCAGAGCCAAGUCCAUGGGGUUUCUCGAUCAGGUAGGCCAGGAGGAAGAAGAAAAGGAAAAAGCUAACCCUGCGGCUGCAGUAACAAUGCGGCCGCAGCCCAGAGGCUCCAGGCCCAGACCUGUGUCAGCCAUUUUCGACGACAGUCCAGCCAAGACGGACCCACCAGUACCUGCCCCUCGCUCUGCAAGGCGGCCGCUUUCAGCUGAUCUCACGGCCAAGUUUGAGUCAAUCGGUCUGUCGCUGCAUCGUAAAUCUCCCAAUGCAAAUACUAAGGAGAACACUACAGGGGAGAAGGCACUGCCGCAGAAGAGAGAGCAGGAUAAAACCCCAAAGAGUCCCACACCACAAAGUACUGAUAGUAUAGCUCAGCUCGCUGUCUCAGACCAAAGCAACAGACAGACAGAGGAAAAGACUGUGAAAGAAACUGAUGAGGAGAAGCGGGCAGUUAGCAUCAAGUCACGAAUCAGUCUCCUUCUGGAUUCAUCCUCCCCUCCUGGGUCAGGUGUCACAGGCCAGGGGUCAGAGGAUCUGCCAUCUCCAGCGCAGCCAGUCCCGGAAACCGAACCACAAGUGGGCGUCAAACAGCUCAUCAAGCAGCUGAUAGAGGAAACAACACCAACUCAGAGCCCUGUUUUGAAACUGCCGCUGAAGCCCCGCCCCUUGCCCCUUGACCUGACUAAAAGGUUUUCAUCCGAGAGGUUGCCAGACCUUGGCAGUGUUUCCCUCAGUGAGGCAACAGACCACCAUGAGAUCAGCAAAGAUCCUCAAAGGAGGAUUGAAGAGUCAGCUAUCACCCCCAGUGACCAGAGGACAUUUGUGGAUUUGAAAGACUCCCAAGAGCAGCUCAAAAAGGCUUCGUCGCCUGAAGGACCAGAAGCGGGACAAGCGUUUGGCAACGUCUUCAAGCAAAGUAGUCCCAGUAGUGACUUGCAGACAGUGAGAGCCUCUUUGUUUGAAAAUGUCGUGGAGAAGCACAGCGUGCUUAUGGUGGAGGACGGCAAGCCUGCAAACACAGCUAAUGAUUUACUCAGAAGCCAGUCAUUUAAAAGAGGAAAACUUGAGGAUGAUGGAGCUCUGGUCACUGCCACCUACAAAGAGUCUGUAUCGCCUUCAUUUUCUCUGCAGGUGUUCCAUGCCUUUGACACUGUGCAGGGUGUGGAAGAGAACAGGGCAGUGAGUGAGGACAUCCCAUCAGCGCAGUGGGAGGAUAAGGCCAUGACGCUACGCUCCAGGCGCUCAGAAGGGUGCAGGCCGGAGGCAGAGAAGACAGGCUCAGCAUCAUGUGAACCAGCUUUGGCUGCAAUGCCACCACAGCAACCUCGAUAUCUGAGAGUCGGAGCUUUGCCCAAGUGGAACACUGCAAGUCUCAAGCAAGAGGAAAGUGUGGAGAAAGAGAUGCUAAAGGGAUCCCAAAGGGAAGGACAAGUGGCUUUGGAUCAAGACAAAGACAGGCAGAGAGAGGCAGAACAGGAGGAAGUGGCUGCAGCUCCUAAACGUUUGAAAAUGCUGCAGACAGAAGAGCAGCAGAAACCCAGGGCCACCUACUUCGCUCUGACUGGACAAAUGCAGGAGCCAGUUUCUCCGUUCGAUGCAGGAGGAAACCUAGGGGACAUGGCUGGGCCCUUUGGUGAUUUCCCUGUGACGUCUGCAGCGGUCAGCUCUCAAGGGAAAGUUAUUUCAAUGAGGAGGAAUCCGUCAUUAGAUAAAGCUUUCGGGAAAAACUCUCAAGAUCAAGUUGAGGAGUGGAUGAUGAGGAGCCACAUGUCACACAGGGAGAUCAUGUCAGCGUUGGACGGACAGACAACAGAGGAAUUGAUGGAAGUUGAAAAGAAAAGAGAACUUCAAAAGGAGACAGAAAGACACAUGGCAAGAAUGAAAGAACUUGAGAGGGAAAAACAACGGCAGCUGGAAAUUGAGAAAGAAGCACAUUUAGAGUUUGUACGAAUGAAGGAGAGGGAGAAGCAAAGAGAAUUCGAACGGCAAAGACAGAGAGCCUUCGAGAAGGAGAAACAGGACUUUGAGGAGAAACAACGUGCGCUGGAAAGGCAGAAACAGUUGGAGCUCGAACAGAAACAGCAACUACAAGAAUUGGAGAGAGCAAGGCUUAGAGAACUAGAAAAAGAGAGGCAACGACAACUCGAGAAAGAAAAACGCAGAGAGUUGGAGAGGCAGAGAAGAGAGAGGCUGCAAGAGCAGGAAAAGGAGAGACAGCGGGAACAGGAGAGGCAAAGACAAAGGGAGGAAGAGAGGCAGAGAGAGCUGGACAAGGAACGACAGCUGCUGGAAAUCCAGAAGGAGAAACGGAAAAUGGAGGAGCUGGAGAGACUUAAAGAGCUGGAGACACUGCAGCUUUUAGAGUUUCAAAACCAGAAGCAGAAAGACAAGGAGAAGCAGCAGCUCCUGGAGCUUGAGAAGCAGAGACUUAAAGAGAAGAAGGAGAGAGAGGAGGCAGAAAAACUCAAACAGAUGGCAUUAGAACAGGAAAUGCUAAGAAUGAAAGAGCUUGAUAAAGAAAGGGAAAGACAAAGGGAGAUGGAGAAGGAGCACCAGAAAGAGAUUGAGAGGGAAAAGCAGAGAGAACUGGAGAGACAGAGACAACUAGACACUGAGAGACAAGAGUUAGAAAACCAAAGGCUGAGACAACGAGAACUGGAGAAGGACAGGCAGAGGAAGGAGGAGAUGGAGAGAAUGAAAGAGAUGGAGAGAAGACAUAUCUUGGAGUUGGAGAAGCAAAAGCAGGCAGAGAGGGACAGACUGCAAAUGUUGGAGCUUGAGAAACGCAGACUAAGGGAGAGGAUGGAAAGGGAGGAUGCAGAUAAAAUGAGACAGAUAGCCAAACAGCAAGAAGCAGAGCGGCAGCGACUAAAAGAGAGAGAGGAACAGGAGAGGAUGAGGUUGGAGUCCUCAUCCCUCAGGCCUAAAGUGUUGGAUCUGGACUCUGUGCUCAGAAAGGAGCCGUUAUCCAGGGCUACCUCCCAGCGCAGUGACCCAGCAACUCGAUGGAAGGAACCGUCGAGAGCAGAAGAGUUGUACAAACCCUCCAUCCUCGACAUAGACUCCUUCACAUCUCAAGCUCAGCUCUCCCCCAGUAAAGACUUGCUUCCUGUGUCUAGUAUUUUGGGUGUAGACAGUGGGUUUGGAGCUAGAUCACAGCCUACACCUGAUGUAGAUGUUAACUGGAAGGUGCCAAUACAGGCCUCAGUAGGUUUCACAAGCCCAGUGUGGACAACGUCUCCUCAGGACCCGUGGGAGCUGCGACUUGUUGAGAUGUCUGUGGACAAACCUGUGGUUGAACCCAGAAAAAAAAGCAGCAAACUCACCCCAGAGCAGCUCCUCCUCAGGCAUGAAGUCCGGCUCCUUGCUCCACAGAGGCACAUGGCCCCUCUAACCGGCACAGAAGCCAAAAGUGGAGGCUCUCCAGGUGGGGUCUCCAGCAGCACUCCUGCAGAGCAGAUAUGGCUACCCAGAGAGCCACAGCCCCAGGACAACAGGGGAGAGGUCCGGAGCCCCAGGAGAUCACAGGGAGCUCAGGAGUUGAGCAGGAUGCGCUCUCGCAGUGUGUCCCGGCGAUCCGCUCCUUUGAGCAGUGCGGUGGAGGGAAGCCUUUCCAGGAUAAGGAGUCGAAGCGCCCACAGAGAGCAGAACCAAAACAGCUGGGAGCAGCAAAAACAAAGUGUUGGUGGUGAAGAGGAGGAGAAGGACUCGGGAACACCGGUCCGGGACACCGAUAGUCAGUAUGGGACCUGGGAGACAGGACUGCGCACAGAUGACAGCCUCACUCCUGCCACUCCCACUUCCGAAAGCAAUCUCAGCCCUUCACCAAGAAAGCCCACGCCCCCACACACGCCAGGUGAUCACUCCUCACAGUUUGAUACUGACGUUCUGGACAGUCUCCCUCCCUCGUCACCGUUUGAGAGCCAGCAACUCCCUUUCCCCGAGACUCCAACCACUCUGUUAGACACCAGCGCUCUUCGCUCCAGGGCCCAUCUGGUGAAGAAACGAGCCCCGCGCACACGGCCGUCCAGGGCUGCUCGUCAGACCGCGGCGCUGUCCGAGGGAGAGGGAGGAACCACGGAGGACUGGCUUUACAGAGACUCCACAGAGGCGAAGGCUGAAAUUAAGGACGAAGACUCUGACUCUGAGGAACGGGUCAGAGGAGCUGACGCCAGCCCAGCUGUUUACUCUCAGCCACAGAGGAUCGCCAUGUUCCCUGGGAUGGACCCUUCAGCUUUAAAGGCCCAGCUGAAGAAGAGGAGCGACUCAGACAAUCACAUCAAUGGGCCUACUCCUCCUUCCCAGCUUUCUCGCUCUCCCAAGUCCCCCUUUCUUCCCAGGGCAGCGCGUGUACUGCCUCCACCUGGCGGGAAAGAGAACGGUGAGGAGGACUCACCCCAGUGGUUAAAAGAGCUCAAGUCCAAGAAGCGCUUGAGUCAGUAUGAAAAUGACAGCUAGGAAAUGAAUGAGGUUGCCUUAACAGAAGAAUCUAUACGAAACAGAAGCCUUAACGUUCGACCCAGAGAGUAGGAGAGGUGAAUCUACAGCUGCUGAUGUUUUUUUAUUUUUAUUUCUUAAUUUUGUUUGUUCUCUUCCCACCCGGGUUGAUUAAUGUGCAUGGUGCCUUUUUAUGGAGGGUCUCCGUCUUAUGGGAAAAAAAGAAA
Etheostoma cragini (Arkansas darter) is the source of this 5659-nucleotide messenger RNA. Its product is annotated as calponin homology domain-containing protein DDB_G0272472. The transcript is spliced from 13 exons. The coding region runs from base 447 to 5453 and encodes 1668 amino acids. The record is from RefSeq and is a predicted model, not a curated record. Lineage: Eukaryota; Metazoa; Chordata; Actinopteri; Perciformes; Percidae.